This is a messenger RNA of Colossoma macropomum (tambaqui), 1716 nucleotides long. Its product is annotated as tRNA-dihydrouridine(20a/20b) synthase [NAD(P)+]-like. Gene Ontology annotation, biological process: tRNA processing. The transcript is spliced from 12 exons. Gene Ontology annotation, molecular function: flavin adenine dinucleotide binding; tRNA dihydrouridine synthase activity. Lineage: Eukaryota; Metazoa; Chordata; Actinopteri; Characiformes; Serrasalmidae. The record is from RefSeq and is a predicted model, not a curated record. The coding region runs from base 186 to 1562 and encodes 458 amino acids.
CUACACUAACCAGGAAGUUUCGCUUCUACCACGCGUUUUCAGGUCGCUUAGUGAAAAACAUUCUGUGCUAAUAAUAUGCUGUAAGCUCUUUACAGAGCGAGAUAGUGCGGUCUUGAAAACGGGUCUACGAUUGUAGCUAUUUUACGCUGUAGCUAUUUUAGCCGUGCUGUUUUAUUUACAGCGUCAUGGACUUGUUCGAAAGUGGCAAAGUUGUGAGAGUUUGCGCCCCAAUGGUUCGCUACUCGAAGCUGUCUUUCAGGUGUCUGGUGCGGAAAUAUGGCUGUGACAUCUGUUUCACGCCUAUGAUAGUUGCAGCGGAUUUCAUGCGUUCUGUAAAAGCCAGAGACAGUGAAUUCACCACUAACAGCUCUGAUCGACCUUUGAUCAUCCAAUUUGCUGCAAAAGAUGCUCAGACACUGGCAGAUGCUGCUCGUGUGGUUGCACCCUUCUCAGAUGGUGUGGAUCUAAAUUGCGGCUGCCCUCAGAGGUGGGCUAUGGCAGAGGGCUACGGGGCAUGCUUGAUUAAUAAACCACAGCUAGUAAAAGACAUGGUGAGACACGUGAAAAACCAAGUAGACAAACCCAACUAUGCCGUGUCCAUUAAAAUAAGAAUUCAUAAGGACUUGCGGAAGACUGUGGACCUUUGUCAGAAGGUGGAGGCAGCAGGGGUGUCGUGGAUCACAGUCCAUGGGCGGACAGCUGAGGAGAGGCAUCAACCAGUGCACUACGAUGCUAUCAAGAAUAUUAAGGAUAGUCUCUCCAUUCCAGUCAUUGCCAACGGCGAUAUCAAGAACCUUCGAGAUGUGGAGUCCAUACACCAGCUCACUGGCGUGGAUGGUAUGCCUACAGAGAUGACUUUGCAGUGGACUGCAGUGGCUUUGUUCCUCUACGUUGAGAUCGGAAUCCUUGUUAUCCUCUGUCUGCCUUUCAUCUCACCUCAAAGAUGGCAGAAGAUUUUCAACCUGAGCAUAUGGAACAGUAUUGGUCAUUUCUGGAACAAAGGAUUCCUGGCAAUGAUCAUCAUCCUCAUAGUUCUUUUUCUAGAUGCUGUGAGGGAGGUUAGGAAGUACUCUGGAACUCAGCCCAGUAAAGAAGCCGUGCCUAGCAUGUAUGAUCACUUGCAUAUGAAGCUUUUCAGAGCCCAGAGGAACCUGUACAUCUCUGGUUUCACCCUCUUCCUGUGGCUAGUCAUGCGACGAGUGAUCAUGCUGAUAAAUCAGCUGGCAGUGGCUAACAACACCAGCAAAGCUCUUCAUGCCCAGACAGAGGCAGCUAACCAGGCUGCCAGGAAGUACAUGGAAGACAUCGAGCUGCUCAAGCAGGCUUUCACAGAUAAUGCAGAGGGGGAAAAGAGUGCACAGAAGAAUGAGCUUCUCAGGAAGGAGGUGCAGAAACUCACAGAGGAGCUGAAGAUAUCUGAUGAAGCUCUGAAGAAGUCCAAGUCAGAAGUUGAGGCCAUGAAGGAGCAGACAGAGAGCCUGACCAAAGAGUAUGACCGUUUACUUCAAGAGCACCAGAUAUUGCAGAAUCAGAUGGAGAGUGACAAUAAGAAAGAUACGUGAGCAAACCAGUCAGCAGGAAACUGGCGGCAAACUCUGCAUGGCACCUCCCACUUCCCCCCCAAGGAAGGGGAAUGUACAGUUUUACAUGGUGUUAAUUAGAGCAAAUGCAGACCUAAAUUCACUCUCAAAACACCUUUUUUGGGUUAAUUCCAUG